CCAGGCUGGCCGCCGCUGCAGUGUUUCGCGGAGCAACUCAACGCUGGCUCCAGAGGUGCGAGUGUAGCCCCGGAGAGCACCUCCGCAGAGCGGCUCCUGAUAACCAAUAAAGCUCGGUUGCAAUCAAAGUGGAUUUUUUUUUUCAUUUAUUUUUUUCAAUAUAUACAAAACGUGGAAUAACGUCCACACCUGUGGAAAGUGCUCUCCCGGUAACCACCAGCUCGGUUCCGUUUUUGUUUUGUUUCCGCUUUCUCAAUUUGUUGCACUUUGGUCCCAGAGCCUGCGACUCUCUUCCGCGGGGCUGAGAGGCUCCACGUUCCCCGGCGCGUUGCUCUCCGUGUCGUCCGCGUGGAAUGGAGGGCCCCGCGCGGAUUUUCUACCGGGAGAAUGCGUUUGUCUGCUGAUCCGGCCCACGGCAAGCAGCGCUCCUGGAACAGAGGUUGGCCAAUCGGAGGAGGGCGUCCACGCCGGGCAAUCACGGCCGCUGGCAGGGGUCCGAGGGCGCCAUGGACAUUGGCCUCAGGGUCUUCCUGUCUUCUGUGCUGUGUCUCAGCAACUUGCUGCUCAUCAGCUGCAAUCUUCAAUACCCAUCUUUCCUCUCCGAGCCCGCCUCACUGGUGCAGAGUCCAGGGUCGGUGGCUCACUUGCGAUGUGCCAUCAACCACCCGUCGGCGGCGCUGUCUUGGCGCUUCCGAGGUGCACCCCUGCUCCCCGACACCCUGCCCGGCGUGGAGCUGAACGGCGAGACGCUCACUAUCGCCUCCCUUCAGCGUGCCCACAGCGGCCUCUACCAAUGCGUGGCACGCUCGCACAACGGGCUGGCUGUUGCCAGCCGGUAUGCACGUGUGGCUUUGGCAGAGAUAUCGGAGUACCGAGACAGCCGGCGGCGUACGCUCUCCGUCCAGGAAGGUGGCGCGGCAGUCAUCGAGUGCCCUCUGCCCCGUAGCAUUCCGCCAGCCUUCCCCAGGCUACGAGUGCGGGGCGAGCAGUUGGAGGUGUCCACAGACGACUGCUUAGUUCUUCCGUCUGGAAACCUCCAGCUCCCAUCUGUCUCUGCGCGUCAUCAAGGAGUUUACAAGUGUGGCUCAUACAAUCCUGUCACGGGACAAACCGUCACGCAGACCCACGGUACCAAAGUUUUGGUCCGACCUGCAGACUCCCCCUCCUCUCCGUUGAGGAUCGUUUACCCUACUGGCCCUGUGAAUGUGACACUGCAGCAGUCCCAGUCGUACACGUUGGAGUGCGUCAUUUCUGCAAGUCCGGCGGCGGCCUCGUCCACGUGGUUCAAGAACGGCAAGCGUGUCGAACUGGGGCAUUUGCUGCGACGCCUGCGUGGCAAUCUGGAAUUUGUCAGCGUGACGGCGGACGACGCCGGGGUGUACGCCUGCGCAGCUGAGAGCGAGCGAGGGACAGUUAUGAGUGCUAACUAUACUGUCACUGUUCUUGAACCCACGUCCAUCUUGGAGGGCCUCACUGACCUGCAGUAUGCCUCACCCGGUUCCACCAUUCAUUUCAGUUGCACUGCUGCUGGAAACCCCGCCCCCAACGUCACCUGGCUGUUCAACGCCGAGCCCUUGUCCGCCUCGCACCGCAUUCGGGUCUCCGGAGGCCAGCUCGUCAUCGCAGGUGUGGUGCCGCUGGACCAAGGCGUGUACCAGUGUCUGCUGGACAACGGCAUCGGGUCAGCGCAGUCGUCGGGAAUGCUAAGGGUGCACUCGGAAUUGAACCCCGACGACAUUUGGCCUUCGCUGCCGCCCAUGCAAAGCGAUGAGGGCAGCGAGCACUUCCUGGUUGAGGAGGAACAGGACGCAGAUGAGCCGCCGUUUGAGAGCGGCGACCGUCUCACGCCUGACGCACCCAUCAUCACCAGCCCGCCCCAGACCCACAAACCCGACGUGUAUGACCUGGAGUGGCGGGCGGGGCCCGACGGCGGGAGCCCCAUAAACGCUUAUUUUGUCAAAUAUCGUAAGGUGGACGAGAUGGCCACGGUGAUGGAAAGCUGGCUGACGGUGCGAGUGCCUGGCAGCGAGCGCUCUCUGCGUCUCGCCGAUCUCGAGGCGUCCAGCUUGUACGAGGUGCUCAUGGUGGCCCGAAGUUCGGCGGGCGAGGGCCAGCCGGCCAUGCUCACCUUUCGCACUGGGAAAGAAAAGAGUGCCUCUUCCAACAAGAAUCCCUCAAACAAACCCCCCGUCGUUCUGAUGCCGCCCAAAGCGCCUGAGGACAAAACACCCAACACACACUUUGGUGUGGUGAUCCACGACAGAGUGCCCGAGGCUCCCGACCGGCCCACUAUCUCCAUGGCCACCGAGAGCUCCGUCUACGUCACUUGGAUCCCCAGAGCCAACGGGGGCUCGCCCAUCACUGCAUUCCGCGUGGAGUACAAGCGCAGUCGCAGCGCUGAAUGGGGAGUGGCGGCCGACAACAUCUCGCCGCUCAAGCUGUCGGUGGAAGUUCGCAAUCUGGAGCCUGGUGCCACCUAUAGGUUCCGGGUGGCGGCGUUAAAUUUAUACGGCGAGAGUCCUCACAGCAUGGUGUCGAGGCCGUACCAGGUGCCGCAAGCCAGCCCCCGCAUGGCCGACCGGCCCGUGGUGGGACCCCACAUCUCCGCUACCGAUGCCAUCAGCGACACGCAGAUCAUGCUACGCUGGACUUACAGUCCAUCCAGUAACAACAACACUCCCAUCCAAGGUUUCUACAUCUACUACCGGCCCACUGACAGCGACAACGACAGCGAUUACAAGCGUGACGUUGUCGAAGGUGUUAAAGACUGGCACAUGAUUGGUCACUUGCAGGCCGAGACUUCGUACGACAUCAAGAUGCAGUGCUUCAACGACGGCGGAAAGAGUGACUACAGCAACGUCAUGAUCUGUGAGACCAGAGCUCGCCAGUCUCCGGGCUCGCCCAGCCAGCGGCCCGUCACGCCUCCUUGGCCUCACCCGCAGGAGCCUGCCAGCCCGCCCGGCGGGCUGCUGUACCUCAUUGUGGGCUGUGUGCUCGGCGUGAUGGUCCUCAUCCUGCUGGCCUUUAUCGCCAUGUGCCUUUGGAAGAACCGGCAGCACAACAACAUGAACAAAUACGACUCUCCGGGUUACUUGUGCCAGCCAGCAGACAUGAACGGACACGUUUUGGAGUACACUGCUCUGGCAGGGACCGGCCAUCUGAAUGGCGGCAUCCACGGCGGCUAUGGGCACAGCAGGGGCGGCGGCAUGUUGCCCCCAGGAUGCCACCACCUGCACCACAAACACCCCAACGGCCUGCCUCUGCACAACGGCAAUGGCAGCCUCUACCCGGGUGGACACCUGCACGGCCACGACAGCACCCUGGCCCACCCUCACCACCAUCACAAUGGAGGCGGCAUGUACACAGCUCUUCCCCAGUUGGAAUCUUCAGACUGUAUGAGCUGUCAGAACUUGUGCAACAACAACAGGUGUUACAACAAGACGAAUGGCGUACUACCAGACGGGACGCUUCCCCUCAUGAACCGAGUGGCGUCCUGCCAGCAGGACGGUCUGGAGAUGGUUCCUCUGGGCCGGGCGGAGUCGUCGCCGUGCCGCCACCGCCGGCCCCUGUCCGGCGGCCACACCGGCGAGCGUCGGGCAGGCGUUGAUAACCCCGACGCGGCGCACACGCCUGAUGAGCGCCGAGAGUCGUCGCCUUUGCAUCGCUCGUGUUGUUUCGAGGGAGACAACGCGGACUUUCCAGCGGAUGACACAGAGGAAGAGUCGGACGGGGUGGAUCAGGACAGUCCGGUCCUGCGUUGGGAGAGUCUGGGUCUGCCGGAUUCUGACUGUGACGAAAAGCCCAGUUGGAUGUCCGGCGGGGGUGAGCUCAUACAGGCAAGCCUGCAAGAGGUCUGAAGUUGCUGGCGAUUGCAAGGGCGGAGCAACUGUGGAGAUGUCACAAAGAGGACCUGAGAGAGGACAGUCCGAGGAUAUGAAAGAAAACAGUUGAUUGGACCUACAAGAGGACUUUUGUGCCAUACGGAUGACAAACUGUCGCGGUGACCACAUACUGAGAUGACACUCCUAAAGACUCUUUUAGAUGACUUAUUUAUUUUUUUCUAGUAGUAAACUAUUAUUUCAUAUGAAUGUAUCUGUGUCAAAGAACAACGUUUUCAGUCUUUUAUAUUAUUUAUGCUUUUUUUUUGUCUGAGAACUGUUUUGCAUUUGGGAGAUUUAGCGACUUAUAAAGUUUGGUAAUAAUAUAAAGAGAAGAUAUGGAAGAGUAA
Syngnathoides biaculeatus (alligator pipefish) is the source of this 4228-nucleotide messenger RNA. RefSeq names its product cell adhesion associated, oncogene regulated (gene cdon). Gene Ontology annotation, cellular component: axon; plasma membrane. Gene Ontology annotation, molecular function: protein binding. The record is from RefSeq and is a predicted model, not a curated record. Gene Ontology annotation, biological process: nervous system development; cell-cell adhesion; axon guidance. The transcript is spliced from 19 exons. NCBI's taxonomy places the organism in Eukaryota, Metazoa, Chordata, Actinopteri, Syngnathiformes, Syngnathidae. The coding region runs from base 507 to 3857 and encodes 1116 amino acids.